CAGUAUUAAUUUAUAUGGGACUGAGACUCAAGAAGCUUACAUAAACAGUUGAAAGCAAACGUCCAUAAGAAUAUAAUUUUCCUAGAGGGGCUGAUUAAUUUGAAUAUUCACCAGAUAGAUCAUAUAGUUCCUUAUAAGGAGAUGUAUAUGAUCUCAACAGUCAAUAAAGACGUAUUCAUCGUAGAAUUUUAUCUUAAAUUGUUAUUUAAAAAGGAAAAUCAAAGGAGAAUAAAUUAAACACUCUUUCUCCACUAAAAGUUGAUUAGAUGACAGCAACAAAAACAAAACUUAAUUCAUAAAGAUUCUUUCUAAUGAAUUAAGUACGUAAUUUUAGAUAGAAAUAAAAUAAACUGCAAUGUUCGUAAGUGAUGAUUUAGAAGUCUUCGUAAAAGAAAGGACAUAGAAUGCAUACUGAUACAAUAGAAAGUAUAAGUAAAUAUCGAUUGGGAUGA
This is a messenger RNA of Paramecium sonneborni, 452 nucleotides long. NCBI's taxonomy places the organism in Eukaryota, Ciliophora, Oligohymenophorea, Peniculida, Parameciidae. The record is from the annotation of a GenBank genome assembly.